AUGACCGCCUCCUGUCGUUUGCAAUUGCACCCAACUGAAAAUACCAAAAGGCUCUGUGUUGUUACCUGCAACAGUCGGUGGACGAGGAUGUUCCAAUGUCAUUAAAUUCGAGGAUGCCAAUUGCUGAUGCUGAGUCAGAUGAAACAUUUAGCAGCAACACAUCUCUUUGUUAUUGACUCCACUUUCCUUUUCAUUAUUUUAUCUCAUAAAACAAAAACCCUUUUCUUAAGAUCAUUACUUCACUUCGCACUUGCUCCUACCAAUACCAUUCAUUUCCCUUGUUUAAUUGGUUUUGUGUUACCAAGGAUCGGGAAUAUUCAACAACUUGUAUGCUUCAAUAAUCAAUUGAAUUACAUCCUCGCUGCAUAUUUUUAGAAGUAUAAUGGGUGAACAAUUGAGGCUACUAAAAGUCAAAAUUGUGCAAGGGAAGAAAUUAGUGAUACGUGAUUUCAAGAGCAGUGACCCUUAUGUUGUUGUCAAGCUGGGUAAUCAGACAGCGAAGACCAAGGUCAUUAAUUGUUGCUUGAAUCCUGUUUGGAAUGAAGAGCUGAAUUUCAUUCUGACAGAAACAGAACCUUUGCGAGUUCUAAAUUUGGAAGUAUUUGAUAAAGAUCUUUGGAAAGCUGAUGACAAGAUGGGAAAUACUUGCAUCAACCUUCAGCCAUUAAUCUCUGCAUCUAGAUUAAGAGAUAUUUUAAAGGUUUUUUCUGGUGAGACAACAUUGAGGAAGGUCACGCCUGAUAGUGAAAAUUGUCUUGCACGUGAAAGCAGCAUCAAUUGCGUUAAUGGUGAAGUGGUACAAAAUGUCUGGUUAAGGCUUCGUGGGGUUGAGUCUGGGGAGCUACAAUUGACGAUCAAGUUGAUCAAUUCUUCUGCUUCCUCAAUGUAGUGCUAAAAAUUGCAACUCUCCUUAAUUAUUCCUUUGAUUUGGGCAUAUUUCUUAUUAAUUCCUCGUAGAUAUGUAUUCCAAUGUAGUUUAGUAUUAGUUGGUGAUGUGCUUGAUCUCAAACCCACUUGAAGCUGCAUGUUCAAUCAAAAUAAAUUGUUUUGAUUCAUGGCUUCUUCCAAGUUUUGUUUGUCGUCCCUUGUAUUAAUAUCACAAACAACUAGUCGAAAACUAGCUAGCCUCUUUAUUUUA
Molecule: messenger RNA, 1138 nt
Organism: Cajanus cajan (pigeon pea)
Lineage: Eukaryota; Viridiplantae; Streptophyta; Magnoliopsida; Fabales; Fabaceae
Product: protein C2-DOMAIN ABA-RELATED 11
Source: RefSeq, a predicted model, not a curated record